ACAUCCGAAGUCCAUCGCAAAUUAACCGUGUUCAAGAUGGCUAAGCUCUUCCUCCUAGUGUUCCUUGGUGCUCUCGUUUGCUCCACUAGCGGUAGGAAGCUGGUGGGCAAGGAGGCCUUCGAGGAGGAGAAGUGGUACCACCACCACGGCGGUCUUGGUGGCGGUGCCGGCGGUGGGUAUGGAGGAGGUGGUGGGCUUGGUGGCGGAGGAGGCGUAGGUGGUGGAGGUGGAGCUGGCUUUGGUCGUGGAGGUGGGUUAGGUCACGGUGGUGGGCUUGGUGGAGGUGGUGGAGGUGGGUUUGGAGGAGGUGGUGGUGGUGGAUUUGGUGGCGGCGCUGGUGGAGGUUUCGGAGGUGGAGCGGGAGCUGGCGGUGGGGUGGGAGGUGGGUCUGGUCUAGGUGGGGGUGGAGGGUUCGGAGGCGGCGGUGGUGGUGGGUUCGGUGGUGGUGGAGGAGUUGGUGGUGGAGCUGGAGGUGGGUUCGGAGGAGGAGCUGGGGGUGGCUAUGGUGGUGGGUUCCCUUGAGAGUUCUCAUGAACCGUUCUCUCCAUUUGAAUAACAAGUGGCAGGAGCUUUGGCUUGUAUUUGGUCUCUUUAACGGCUACCAUGUGCCUCCUCAGUAACCGUGUGACAAGUCAGCUGUAGUAGUUGCAUUGCAUAACGGAUAUGUAAUGAUCUCUGUCAUGUGAAUGAUAUUGCUAUUGUAUGUAA
Messenger RNA from Elaeis guineensis (African oil palm), 708 nucleotides. RefSeq lists its product as uncharacterized. NCBI's taxonomy places the organism in Eukaryota, Viridiplantae, Streptophyta, Magnoliopsida, Arecales, Arecaceae. The record is from RefSeq and is a predicted model, not a curated record.